This is a messenger RNA of Thelazia callipaeda (thelaziosis nematode), 204 nucleotides long. Lineage: Eukaryota; Metazoa; Nematoda; Chromadorea; Rhabditida; Thelaziidae. The record is from the annotation of a GenBank genome assembly.
AUGACAAUCGUCGUUUUCCUUAUUGAUUCCAGUGCGUCAAUGGCGCAAAAAACUUACCAGGGCACGUCUGUGCUGGAUGUUGCGAGAUCAGUUGUGGAGAUGGUCCUGAAGCAAAGAGUUCGUGACGCAAGUGCUCGUGGCGACCGAUAUAUGCUGAUGACAUUUGAAGAAUUCCCAUUAAAUGUAAAGGUUCGUAAAAACUGA